This is a messenger RNA of Hyalella azteca, 1292 nucleotides long. RefSeq names its product MAP kinase-activating death domain protein. Gene Ontology annotation, molecular function: guanyl-nucleotide exchange factor activity. Gene Ontology annotation, biological process: regulation of Rab protein signal transduction; regulation of apoptotic process. Gene Ontology annotation, cellular component: cytosol. The record is from RefSeq and is a predicted model, not a curated record. Lineage: Eukaryota; Metazoa; Arthropoda; Malacostraca; Amphipoda; Hyalellidae.
AUGCUUUUAACGCUUUUAAAGCUUUUAACGCUUCUAACGCUUUUAACGCUUUUAAUGCUUUUAACGCUUUUAACACUUUUAACGCUUUUAACGCUUUCAACGCUUCUAACGCUUUUAACGCUUUUAACGCUUCUAAUGCUUUUAAUGCUUUUAAUGCUUUUAUCGCUUUCAACGCUUAUAACGCUUUUAACGCUUUUAACUCUUUUAAUGCUUUUAACACUUCUAACGCUUUUAACGCUUCUAACGCUUAUAACGCUUUUAACGCUUUUAACUACCGCCAUGACCCCCCCUACCCCCGCAGACGUGGAGGCGUGUGGUGCAGACGGCGGCCACAACGCGGAGGUCCUGCGGCAGCUCCUCGUGCAGAAGAGACAGGACAGCGACGCGGGGGAGGCGCCCUCGUGUGGGGGGAGUGACGCGGGCUCCAUCAUCACGAACCCUGCCUUCCACCGCCACCGCCUCUCCCACCACAGCUUCCGCUCCACCGUCUCCGACUCUGAGCUUGAGCACUCCAAUUUCCCGCGGGGUAACAAGAGGACCUCGAGCAUGUGGUCGAGCAAGAGUUCGCUGUCCGCGGGGGUUCGCUACCACGCCUCUGGUACCAUGAUACCUGCCUCCACCACGCCCUCACCUGACUCCGGCAGGACCUACCUUUAUGAAGGGCUGAUCGGCAAGGAGCGGUCACCGCUGUGGGACCAGAUGCAGUUCUGGGAGGACGUCUUCCUGGACAGCGUCGCUCAGGAGCGCGACAUGGUCGGCAUGGACCAGGGGCCUCGCGAGAUGAUGGAGAGGUACAACAACUUGAGCGAGUCUGAGCGCAAGCGACUGGAGCACGAAGAGGACCGUCUGCUGGCGACGAUGUUGUACAAUCUAGUGGCGUUCAUGGUCAUGGUGAACGUGAGGAAGGAGGAGAUCAAGACUAAAGUGCGUCGUUUGCUCGGCAAGUCCCACAUAGGACUCGUGUACUCGCAGGAGCUCAACGACCUCCUCGACCAGAUCAACAAUCUCCACGGCAACAACAUCGACCUCAAGCCCCUGGGGUCGCGGCAGAUGCACCGGCAAAGCUUCACCGUGCACUCCGGCACCGACGCUUCAGGAGAGCUGCUUUUCCUGGAGGUGCGGGACGACGGUCUCAUCCUGCGUUCAGUGAGCGGCAUCAUCAUGGAGCGGUGGUGGUUCGAGCGCCUCGUCAACAUGACGUAUUCUCCUAAGAAUAAAGUCUUGUGCUUGUGGCGACGUAAUGGCGGCCAGACACAGCUACACAAGUACUACACUAAGAAGUGCAAGGACCU